GGUGCCCUCCUCCCGCCUCCUCAACGCACUCCACACCAAUCAUUUCUUUCCAACAAAUCUCCAGCCUCUGCUGCUGCUAAUAAACUGAUCGAUCGCGUUGUUCUUGAUAAUCAUCAGUCGACCGAUCGCGAUCGGGAUGGCGAAGCCUAGCGUGGCGGCGGUGCCGGAGGUUGUUGGCGUGCCAGCAGCAGCGCAGGCGACGACGCUGUUCCCGUACCCGCCACCGCGUGGCGCCGGGAUCACAGCCGCCGUCGUGCGCCGCAAGUGCCUGCAGGUGGAGCUCGGCGCGGGGGCGGCCGGGCCGCUGCUGGGCGGCGCGUGCUGGGGCGUGGAGUCGAUGCGCGCGUCGUCCCCCACGCACGCCAAGGCCGCCGCCGCGCUCGCCGCCGGCGUCGACGAGGAGCGCCGCGCCGCCUGGACGGUGCGGCACCCGUCGGCGCUGGGCAAGUUCGAGCAGAUCGUGGCGGCGUCCGAGGGCAAGCGGAUCGUCAUGUUCCUCGACUACGACGGCACGCUGUCGCCCAUCGUGGACGACCCCGACGCCGCCUUCAUGAGCGAGACGAUGCGGAUGGCCGUGCGUAGCGUCGCCAAGCAUUUCCCGACGGCGAUCGUGAGCGGGCGGUGCCGGGACAAGGUGUUCGAGUUCGUGAAGCUGGCGGAGCUGUACUACGCCGGCAGCCACGGCAUGGACAUCAGAGGCCCAGCCAAGGCCUCUUCCCGGCACGCAAAGGCCAAGGCAAAAGGCGUUCUGUUCCAGCCGGCGAGCGAGUUCCUGCCCAUGAUCGAGGAGGUGCACGACCGCCUUGUCGAGACGACGCGCUGCAUCCCGGGGGCCAAGGUGGAGAACAACAAGUUCUGCGUCUCCGUCCACUUCAGAUGCGUCGACGAAAAGAUGUGGGGCGAGCUGUCAGAGUCGGUGAAGGGCGUGCUGCGGGAGUACCCGAAGCUGCGGCUGACACAGGGGCGGAUGGUGUUCGAGGUGCGUCCCACCAUCAAAUGGGACAAGGGCAAGGCCCUCGAGUUCCUGCUCGAGUCGCUCGGCUUCGCGGACUGCAGCAACGUCCUGCCCGUGUACAUCGGCGACGACCGCACCGACGAGGACGCCUUCAAGGUGCUGCGGCGCCGGGGCCAGGGCCACGGCGUCGGGAUCCUCGUGUCCAAGCACCCCAAGGAGACGUCCGCCUCCUACUCCCUCCAAGAGCCCGCCGAGGUGAUGGAGUUCUUGCUGCGGCUCGUCGAGUGGAAGCAACUCUCCAGGGCAAGGCUCAUCAGGCUGCAAUGAGAUUGAGAUGGACGACGCAACGGAUCAAGCUAACUGUCAGGUGCUAAUUAAGAGAUCCUGCUACGUGAAAUCGUGAAUGGCAGAGAAUCUGGCACUGUAUUGUGUCUUCUCUACUGUCCCGUAGUCAUCUGUUUUCCUCUCCCUUCUCUGUACGUGUUCCCUGGGAACCUCUCUGGCCUCUGCUAGGCGUGUGUGUAAGUGUUUAACAAGCAUGCAUGUACAUUAGUAUUACCUAAUAGUAGUUAACUUAUAUGCUACAUAUAUAUAUAUAUAUAUGUAGUACAGUAUAUACAAGAGGGAAGAAUAUAUGAAGCAACGAAGACCGAAAAAAUUAUGUCUCGUUCAAGGUUUUAAAUAGCGGGCUAAGGUGUUUAGCGGUUUAUAUCUAAAACAGCUAAUAGCGGAGCUAAAUCGGACUAUAGCGGGAUAUAGCGGCUAAAUUGUACAUGAACACAAAUAGCGGUACCCUGCCUCAAAAGGCUAUAGCGGGCUAUAGCGGCAGCAAUAACGGGAUAUUUAAAACUAUGGUCUCGUUCCAAUUCA
This is a messenger RNA of Sorghum bicolor (sorghum), 1825 nucleotides long. RefSeq names its product probable trehalose-phosphate phosphatase 6. Gene Ontology annotation, molecular function: trehalose-phosphatase activity. Gene Ontology annotation, biological process: trehalose biosynthetic process. The transcript is spliced from 4 exons. Lineage: Eukaryota; Viridiplantae; Streptophyta; Magnoliopsida; Poales; Poaceae. Bases 137 to 1282 code for a protein of 381 amino acids. The record is from RefSeq and is a predicted model, not a curated record.